AUGUCGCAUCAAGCAGAUUUGGACGUUUUAUCUACAAAGCCAACGUCGUAUUACGACUACGAGUCCUUGUCUAUCGACUGGAAUGACCAAAAAAACUUUGAAAUCUUGAGGAAGAUUGGAAGAGGUAAAUAUUCCGAGGUGUUUUUGGGAUUGGACUUGGUGAAAGGCCAGAAAGUGGUCAUCAAGGUGCUAAAACCAGUCAAGAGAAAAAAGAUCAAGAGGGAAAUCUCGAUUUUGAAAAAUCUAGUCAAUGGACCCAACAUUAUACGCCUAUUAGACGUUGUUAGAGAACCGCAGCUGAAGACCCCCGGGUUGAUUUUUGAAAAUGUCAACAAUAUUGAUUUCCGGACUCUAUACCCAACAUUUACAGACUUUGAUAUAAGAUUUUACAUGUUUGAGUUGUUAAAGGCACUCAACUAUAGCCACUCGAUGGGUAUCAUGCACAGAGAUGUGAAACCACAUAAUGUAAUGAUUGACCACGACAAGAAGAUAUUGAGACUUAUCGAUUGGGGCUUGGCAGAAUACUAUCACCCGGGAACCGAGUAUAACGUAAGAGUAGCAUCAAGAUAUUUCAAAGGUCCAGAGUUGUUGGUUGAUUACAGAUUAUACGACUACUCACUAGAUCUUUGGUCCUUUGGCUGCAUGUUGGCAUCAAUGGUUUUCAUGAAGGAGCCGUUUUUCCACGGCAAGUCCAAUACCGACCAAUUGGUGCAAAUCGUGAGAGUAUUGGGGACCAAUAACUUGAAUAAAUACCUUGACAAGUACAAUUUAACCUUGGGUGGUGAAUACGAGGAUAUGGGUUAUUAUAAUCGGAGACCAUGGGACAGGUUCAUUAACGAGAAUAACCAGCACUUGGUAUCGAAUGAGUUUCUAAACUUUAUUGACAAUUUGUUGAGGUACGACCACCAGGAAAGAUUAACUGCUAAAGAAGCUAUGGAGCACCCUUAUUUCGACCCAGUUCGAAAUCUAUAA
This is a messenger RNA of Lodderomyces beijingensis, 972 nucleotides long. NCBI's taxonomy places the organism in Eukaryota, Fungi, Ascomycota, Pichiomycetes, Serinales, Debaryomycetaceae. The record is from the annotation of a GenBank genome assembly.